Molecule: messenger RNA, 1427 nt
Organism: Haliotis rufescens (red abalone)
Lineage: Eukaryota; Metazoa; Mollusca; Gastropoda; Lepetellida; Haliotidae
Product: carbonic anhydrase 1-like
Exons: 8
Coding region: 187-1131 (314 amino acids)
Cellular component (GO): plasma membrane
Molecular function (GO): zinc ion binding; carbonate dehydratase activity
Source: RefSeq, a predicted model, not a curated record
CUGUUGGUUCACCAAUGGCCGCUGUGUGUAAGGUUGUCUAACAGAGGGUCUGGUGACUUGUAUCAAUAGAUUGAUUGCAAGCGACGACAGCAAUGUCAACGGGACUUCUGGAGAUGGUAAGCGAUUCCUGUGUCACUCUCUGUGGAAUAUUUUGAAAGAUCGGAGCGAGGAAACGACAGUCUGAAGAUGUCCUCGUGGAUUCUGGCAUCAGGUCUUGUGUUGUGUAAUCUCGUUGUUCCCGGUCUCGCUGGAGGCGGUAACACGUGGAGCUAUGAGGGACAGUUGGGUCCUGCCCACUGGUCAGUGGACUACCCUGAGUGUGGCGGAUUCAGCCAGUCGCCAGUGGACGUAGACACUUCACUGGUCAUGCUCGACUCAUCUCUAACCCACUUCAAUUUGACACAGCUUAGCAAGACCAAGAAUGUCACCAUGUUGCUGGAAAAUGUACAGGGGCAUACAGUGGAGGUUCACCUGAGCGGGGAAGAGAUAAAUGUCGAAGGGGGAGGUCUAGACACAUCCUAUGGGGUGAAGCAGUUUCACUUCCACUGGGGAGCUAAGGAUGAAAGGGGAUCGGAGCACACCAUCAAUGGCAGACACUUCCCUAUGGAGAUGCAUAUUGUGAUGUACUCGCACAAGUACUCCAACAUCGACAACGCCCUGACUAAACGAAAAGGGUUAUCUGUCCUCGGAUUCUUUUUCAGGGUGGGCAAAACAAAUGCAAACUUCGAUAAACUGCUGAAUUAUUUCGAUCAAAUUGAACACAGUGAGGACACGUAUUCUAUACCGACGUUCCCUAUCAUGACACUGCUGCCGGAGGACUUUCACGGAUUCUAUCGCUAUGAGGGCAGCUUAACCACUCCGCCGUGCUCGGAAACAGUGCUGUGGACGUUGUUUACAGAAACCAUAGAGGUAGCCGAGGAACAGUUGGAGAAAUUCCGGCAUAUAAAGCGGACACAUAUAGGAGAGAGAGACCAGUAUGUCACCGACGUCUUCCGGCCGCUUCAGCCCCGUAACAGCCGGGUCGUCACGACAAAUUACGCCAACGCCAUCUACAAUGACGCCGACCGGAUAUCGUCUGCUUGGAUCUAUCUGCUUGUUCUGUUUGUCGGGAUUAUUGGCACCAGUAUGUGAUGAUAUUUUAUGAAAAAGAUUUUUUUUAUACCAUCCACAUGAGGAAUAAUUUUAUAGAAACCAUUUAAAAAAGAUUUGAAGCGACUGUGGCCUUAUGUAGAAACGGAGUAAAACGACUUUUUAUCACUAUGAAUUAUGUGACGAAAUGGAUAAUAUUUAUAUAUAUUUUAUUGCCUGUCUUCCGGUGUUGUUAAUUAUUAUUGUUACUCAGUCAGUUUGAUAUCUUUUCUGCCUAUUUAAUUUAUAUAAAUAUACGUAUUCAUAUAUAUGUAUGACUUAUAAAACAGAGCUCUCUA